AUGUCUCUACACAAGGGGAGACAGGAGCCGUUCUCCGGAAUCAAUCAAGGGUUUGAUCGGAAACCUGUCCGGCCUGUUGCAUACUCCAUUGACAGACCCAGCGGGCUUCGCCGUGUUGUGUCGACCAGAACACUGAGCCCCCAUCUUGAUUCAUCUGAAUCCUUGCCUAGUGAACACAGCUCUCUUUACGAUGCGUUCCUAUCUAGCUACGAAUCCGAACAUAACAACGCACAGCCUAGUGCGAAGAAAGUUGAUGAAGAAAGCUCUGAGCUAGCUAGUGCUAGUCACAUACAAGAACUGCGCUCCUGGGAUAGCGAAAGAGUCCGACGGCGAGAGAGACUGGCUGUCCCUUCACUGGAAACUAUCUUGGAGAAUCAAAGUGCAUCUACUCAUCUGGCUACAUCUUCUCGAUCACGAUUGAGACCCUGUGCAUCAGUCGGUGUCUCGUUAAAUUCAAAAUACUCUUACUCGGCAGCUUCAUCCAGGGGAUCGUCCGUACGCUGGAACCAAUAUGGAUCAAGAAUAUAUUCUUUCGACGACCAUGACAUACCUUCGUUUCGGCCUAGAUUUUCCCUUUCAGGACUUCCUCGUGAACGACGCCACUCUUGCAGUACCCUCUCUUCAGAUGGAAGCUUUGAUACAUCUUGCUGGCUGAGCAAUACUAUUUCCCCAGCAGAACCUACACAACCUAUACAUCCUCCUCCACAUCGACCUAGUACUCCGCCUGGUGUCCCAUCUUUUGGUUCACCUGAGGCUCUUCGCUACGACAUAUCAUCACUCCCUCGAGGAACUCCAAGAGCCGGCCAGGACAGCAGUAGAUCAUCACCACAAACAAAUCGAAAUCUAGAGGGAGACAGAGAUGAUGACUCCUCUGACGAUGAUUGUGGAUGCUGUGGAUUUGGCUUACGGAGAGCUUUUCGUGAGACAACUUCCUAUAUCACAUACCAGCCUCCUGAACGCCUACCUCCGGGAGUUCUCGCAAGGGCGGACGACGGGACUCUUAUUCGAGGGCGAUUCGGUGCACGCUCAAGCGGCCAUGGUAUUGGUGCUACAGCAAGCUUAGAAAACCAUCCGUUUCAUCAAAACCAUCUACCCGCCGCAAGGACAAAAGAUACCGAUAUCAGAGCACCGCAAGCAGCCCAUUCAAGAUCUGGUCGCUGUAGCACGACAAACGAAUUUGGUCUACAGCGGCAAUCGCCGCGUGGCUCUUCAGCAAGUAAUCCAAGCCCGCUUCCCCGGUAUCGAUCGCUACUCGAUGAUCACAGGGAUCUACCCGUUCCCUCUACGCCGGUUCGAGUCUCGUCCUUGACUCGAAACAACAACCACGCCAUCCCAUCGCGGCCCAGAGAGCAGAUGCUAUAUUCACGCCCUGCAUCAACCUCAGCAUUAGCGAGGAAUACCUCAGCCAGGGAUCAGAGUGAGCGAGGUUCCAACCAGGGCGGUUUACUGCGGCUCUGGGAUCUCGUUUCACUUCACGUAACCAAGUGCUGCUGCGGACUGGGCGCUGACGACGAACACGAGGGACGGCGUGAUACAGAGAUGCAGCGAGUCUCCGGUAUUGCCGGGCUGCGAGGAUAG
Messenger RNA from Microsporum canis CBS 113480, 1578 nucleotides. RefSeq lists its product as hypothetical. Lineage: Eukaryota; Fungi; Ascomycota; Eurotiomycetes; Onygenales; Arthrodermataceae. The coding region runs from base 1 to 1578 and encodes 525 amino acids. The transcript has a single exon. The record is from RefSeq and is a predicted model, not a curated record.